AUGAAUGACAACAUUCUUGACGCAAACCUGGAACAGCUCCAACAAAUCCUAGGGUUGCCGGUUCGCCUUCGUCGUCCGUCAGAGGUGGAGAACGAGCAGCGCGACUCGGUUGAAAAGCCAACGAACUUCGAGACGGAUGGGGAGAAAUGGCAAACCGAACAUGGACACGACUCCAGUGACGAUUUGGGGGCAAGCUCCUCCCCAGCAAAGCUCGGAGGGCAACCAGUGACGCAAGCGACACAGGACUGGUCUCUCGCCAACGCGAGCCAUGACAGCUCCUCUCUUCGGGUUGGCGACAUCAACAACGCGAUCAUUGAAUUUUGCCCAUGGGCCAUGAUUGUGAGAUAUCCAGAUAGAUUCAUCGGAAAGGCCAAUAAGCCUCGUGCCCGUCCCUUCUUCAACAAUAUCAUGGACGGACGAAAAUGGGACUUCUUUUACCUGCAUGAUCCGAUCAAGACACUGGAUCGACCGCAUCUUCUCGUACCGACGUUUCAGUUUGAGGAUUUUUUGGACGAGAUCAACCAAAAACUCUCCAUCGCCCUGAAAAUACCCAUGGGGGAAAAUCGACGGAGGUUCUGCCUUAAAUUUGGCAAAGACGGGACCCCCCAGCCGCGAUUCCUCCAGCAGUCUGAAGGCAAGCGAAGCCUCGACAACCUCAUCUACCCGGAAGCCUCUGCAGACGAUACCAGCAGCUUCAAGACAGCUCGGAAAGGAGAGCAAGAUGCCUUCAUGGACAUGCUGGACAAGUUGAACCAAUAUGCACAGUACAAGGACAAAGAACAGAGUGCCUUGGAGCGAGCCAAGAAGAGGGCGUCGGACCGAAAAGAGAUGAUGAUGAAAGUGCAGGCUUACCUUGAUCUCGAGAAGAAGAGCCCGCGUCGCACUGUCUUCAUAUGCAUGGAUGUUGAGGCCAUUGAGUUCCCCCCUCACCCGGUGUCGGAAGUAGGAAUCGCCAUCUUGGACACGGACACCAUUCGGGGGACGGCGGUAGGUGAGAGCGGCUCAGGAUGGUGGAAUCAGAUACAAGCGUGUCACAUUCGCACAAAGGAGUACUCUAGACUGGUGAACCACAAAUAUGUCCACGGGUGCCCCGACGCAUUCGAUUUCGGCGCGAGCAGUUUCGCGACGAAAGGCGAGUUGGUCGAGACGAUCAAGUCAAUUCUGGCACCCUACACGAACGGGAGGGUUGACCUUGUCUUCGUCGCGCACGACACGAAGCAGGAUGUCAAGUUCCUUUCCAGCAUUGGCAUGAACGUGCUCAAACUCCCCGGCAUGAUUGGCGAAAUCGACACAGCUGUGCUGCAUCAAGAAUGGUGCAGUUCCAACGAAAGCCGGAGCCUGCGCUCGGUGCUCAACGAACUCGGGUUUGAAAACAAGAACCUACACAACGCCGGCAACGAUGCGGUGUACACGAUGCGGGCCAUGAUCGGCCUCGCAGUGGAGCAGCUGCGCAAGGAGGAGGCCGUGGCCAAAAACGAAGAGUAUGUACCGGCCAUGAUGGUGGGGAGAAAGUGA
Messenger RNA from Drechmeria coniospora, 1515 nucleotides. RefSeq lists its product as uncharacterized. Gene Ontology annotation, cellular component: nucleus. The coding region runs from base 1 to 1515 and encodes 504 amino acids. NCBI's taxonomy places the organism in Eukaryota, Fungi, Ascomycota, Sordariomycetes, Hypocreales, Ophiocordycipitaceae. The transcript is spliced from 4 exons. Gene Ontology annotation, molecular function: nucleic acid binding. The record is from RefSeq and is a predicted model, not a curated record.